GUGCCCUGCAGCUCGCGUCUGAGCGGCGGCGUGCGGAGUGGGUGGCGCAGGGCAGGGGUGGUAUAUCCUGUCUGACGGAGGGCGGGUCCGGCCAGUGCCUACUGAGGGACUAGCCGGGGCGGAGGCGCCAGGAGCAGCAGCCGGGAGCUCUCACGCGGACCAUCGCUCUAUGGCCAUAGGGAGCCGCUGAGAGAGGAGAACACGCGCUCACUCGCACCCCCGGCUUGCACUCUCGGCUCCCCUGGCCUGCGCUCGCCCUCUCGGCUCCCCUGGCCCCGCGCCUCCCGCCACCAUGAACCACUCGCCGCUCAAGACCGCGCUGGCGUACGAAUGCUUCCAGGACCAGGACAACUCCACGCUCGCUUUGCCCUCUGAUCAAAAGAUGAAGACCGGCACGUCGGGCAGGCAGCGCGUGCAGGAGCAGGUGAUGAUGACCGUCAAACGGCAGAAGUCCAAGUCGUCGCAGUCGUCCACCUUGAGUCACUCCAACCGAGGUUCCAUGUAUGAUGGGCUGGCUGACAAUUACAACAACUACGGCACCACGAGCAGAACCAGUUACUUCUCCAAGUUCCAGGCAGGGAACGGCUCGUGGGGAUAUCCGAUCUACAAUGGGACCCUCAAGCGGGAGCCUGACAACAGACGCUUCAGCUCCUAUAGCCAGAUGGAGAACUGGAGCCGGAACUAUCCCAGAGGCAGCUGUGCCACCACGGGCGCUGGCAGUGACAUCUGCUUCAUGCAGAAAAUCAAGGCAAGCCGCAGUGAGCCUGACCUCUACUGUGACCCAAGGGGCACACUGCGCAAGGGCACCCUGGGCAGCAAAGGCCACAAGACCACCCAGAACCGAUACAGCUUCUACAGCACUUGCAGCGGUCAGAAGGCGGUCAAGAAGUGUCCCGUGCGGCCGCCCUCCUGCACUUCCAAGCAAGACCCCGUGUAUGUGCCGCCCAUCUCCUGCAACAAGGACCUGUCCUUCGGCCACUCGAGGGCCAGUUCCAAGAUCUGCAGCGAGGACAUUGAGUGCAGUGGACUGACCAUUCCCAAGGCUGUACAGUACCUGUGCUCCCAGGAUGAGAAGUACCAGGCUAUCGGUGCCUAUUACAUCCAGCAUACCUGCUUCCAGGACGAAUCCGCCAAGCAACAGGUCUAUCAGCUGGGGGGCAUCUGCAAGCUGGUGGACCUCCUCCGCAGCCCCAAUCAGAAUGUCCAGCAGGCUGCUGCCGGGGCCCUGCGUAACCUGGUUUUCAGGAGCACCACCAAUAAAUUGGAGACCAGGAGGCAGAAUGGGAUCCGUGAGGCUGUCAGCCUCCUGAGGAGAAGCGGGAGCACUGAGAUCCAGAAACAGUUGACUGGGCUACUGUGGAACCUGUCUUCCACUGAUGAGCUGAAAGAGGAGCUGGUGGCCGAUGCCCUGCCUGUUCUGACUGACCGGGUCAUCAUCCCUUUCUCUGGCUGGUGUGAUGGUAAUAGCAACAUGUCCCGGGAAGUAGUGGACCCCGAGGUCUUCUUCAAUGCCACAGGCUGCUUGAGGAACCUGAGUUCAGCUGAUGCUGGCCGCCAGACUAUGCGGAACUACUCUGGGCUCAUUGACUCCCUCAUGGCCUAUGUCCAGAACUGUGUGGCUGCCAGCCGCUGCGAUGACAAGUCUGUGGAGAACUGCAUGUGCAUCCUGCAUAACCUCUCAUACCGCCUGGAUGCCGAGGUGCCCACCCGCUACCGCCAGCUGGAGUACAAUACCCGCAAUGCCUACACCGAGAAGUCCUCCACUGGCUGCUUCAGCAACAGGGGUGACAAGAUGAUGAACAAUAACUAUGACUGCCCACUUCCUGAGGAAGAGACCAACCCCAAGGGCAGCAGCUGGCUGUACCACUCAGAUGCCAUCCGCACCUACCUGAACCUCAUGGGCAAGAGCAAGAAAGAUGCAACCUUGGAGGCUUGUGCUGGGGCCCUGCAGAACCUGACAGCCAGCAAGGGGCUGAUGUCCAAUGGUAUGAGUCAGUUGAUUGGAAUAAAGGAGAAGGGCUUGCCACAAAUCGCCCGCCUCCUGCAAUCUGGCAAUUCGGAUGUGGUGAGGUCCGGGGCCUCUCUGCUGAGCAACAUGUCUCGCCACCCUGUGCUGCACAGAGUGAUGGGAAACCAGGUGUUCCCGGAGGUAACCAGACUCCUCACUAGCCACACCGGCAAUACCAGCAACUCUGAGGACAUCUUGUCCUCAGCCUGUUACACUGUGAGGAACCUGAUGACCUCACAGCCUCAGAUGGCCAAGCAGUACUUCUCCAGCAGCAUGCUCAACAAUGUCUUCAACCUGUGCCGCAACACCGCCUCCUCACCUAAGGCUGCAGAGGCUGCCCGGCUACUCUUGUCUGACAUGUGGGCCAGCAAGGAGCUACAGAGUGUCCUCAGGCAGCAAGGUUUCGAUAGGAACAUGAUGGGAAACAUAGCUGGGGCCAACAACCUCAGAAACUUCACCUCCCGGUUCUAAGAAGAGAGUGUUCAAACAAGCUCAACUUGCAGGAAGACAUGACCCAGCUGAGAAGACCUCAAGCCUUGUGGAUGGGUUACCUGCUCCAUCCUGUGCAGUAUUUGGAGACGUUCAGAUGCAACCAAGAGCAGCCGGAAAACUGUGGAUGAUGGAAAUAAUUUUUGAUUCUUUUUUUUUUUCCUUAGGGGAACUGCAGGCUAUAGGGUUGGGGAGGUGGGGUGGGGGGACUUUCUUGAGUUAAAGGGACUUACAUCUGAUGUCAAUACUUUCUUCUCUGAGAAACAGUAUAUAUAUAUAAUGUGUAUAAUGUAAGUAUGUGUGUGUGGUGUACCUGUGUGUGUUCAUGCAUAUGUUCGUGUGUGUGUGUGUGUGUGUGUGUGUGUGAGAGAGAGAGAGAGAGAGAGAGAGAGAGAGAGAGAGAGAGAGAGCCUAGAAGCAUAACCAGCGAGAGAAACAACAGGUUGGGUGUGCUGAUCCUUUGCAGUUCACAGGUAGCACAGGGGACUCUCCGUGACUCCCUUUAUAGACAUGUGGGUUGCACCCACCAGAAAGCUUUAGCCAUCAGAGCCCCAGACUUCAGAGAGCCUUUAAGCAGCUAUUUCAGGAGAAAGGAAGAAAGGAGAACGGAAAUAAGGAGAGCACCCGGAGCCAGAGAUGUGGGGAUCGUUGCUUGUGCUCUCUCAUCUCCUCAAGGGGAAGGGGUGGGAAGAGGUGAGCACGGGGCACUGCCUGCUUAGGCUUCUCACAGAACAGAGAGGAAAACAGAGAACUAUUCGCAAGGUGCCUCAGACCCAGCUUGCUGAGUGCCAGGUGAGGGAGUUCCCAGAGGCUGAAGGAAGGAAAUCUGGAUGGAUAGAUGGAUGGAUGGAUGGGGAAAAGGAAGUGUCCUGUUAGGGCAUCAGCUAGCCCACAUCCCAGCCAUCAGCCUCUUUCUUCAUGAACCUUGGCUGUCCUGUCUGUACUCUGUGAAUCAAAACUGCCUAGUGAGGUGGAGGCAGCCAACCCCAGAACCCCACUGCAGACAGUAGUACCAAAAGACCGUCUGAGAACCCCAUAAGUGAGCCUAUCUGUGUGAAGCCCCCUAGGACAGACGACUGGAUGGGACAGAGCUGAGCCUUCCCCCAGAGCCUCUCCUGUCUAGGCUAGCACUUGGUGUGGUUAGUGCUGGGUGGACAAGAGUGAUCAGGGCCACACCUCUCUCAAGGAGGAGGAUAUAGACUGCUCCCUGGCCCAUCCCUCUCUUUAUCCCAGCAGUAAGACUGAAAAACCCCUCUGUGGCUCAGGGUAGCCUAGUCAAAGAUUUGUCCACUGAGGAUAGAGGAGAUCAGAUACAUGAGGACAUUGUCGCUGAGAGGUGUCCUAAGCCAUCUAUCUACCCAGUAUGCUCUGGCACUGUGAGUCUGCAACAUCCUUCCCUGUUUGGCUCAUGUAGGAAUCUG
Molecule: messenger RNA, 3918 nt
Organism: Mastomys coucha (southern multimammate mouse)
Lineage: Eukaryota; Metazoa; Chordata; Mammalia; Rodentia; Muridae
Gene: Pkp1
Product: plakophilin 1
Exons: 14
Coding region: 293-2479 (728 amino acids)
Biological process (GO): cell-cell junction assembly; cell-cell adhesion; intermediate filament bundle assembly
Cellular component (GO): plasma membrane; cytoplasm; adherens junction
Molecular function (GO): cadherin binding
Source: RefSeq, a predicted model, not a curated record